AUGGGUGGCGCAAGUCGUGAAGGCGGUAAAGUGAAGCCUUUGAAGGCACCCAAGAAGGAGAAGAAGGAAAUGGACGAAGACGAAAUUGCUUUCAAGGCUAAACAACAGGCUGACGCCAAAGCUCGAAAAGAAAUGGCCGACAAGGCAAAGGGAAAAGGACCGAUGAACGCAGGCCAACAAGGCAUCAAAAAGAGCGGAAAGAAAUAG
This is a messenger RNA of Exophiala mesophila, 207 nucleotides long. RefSeq lists its product as uncharacterized. The record is from RefSeq and is a predicted model, not a curated record. NCBI's taxonomy places the organism in Eukaryota, Fungi, Ascomycota, Eurotiomycetes, Chaetothyriales, Herpotrichiellaceae. The transcript is spliced from 3 exons. The coding region runs from base 1 to 207 and encodes 68 amino acids.